UGAAUCAGUAAAAAAAAAAAAAAAAUGAAUUUGAUGCAUUUUAUUUAUUUAUUUAUUAUAUUCUAAUCCAUUGUGGAGAAGAAGAGUGUGGUGGGAGAUCUCAGAUAUACUCUGCUGUGUGCUUUUCAGUGCUUGGAAACGGUAGCAGGGGAAGUUCGGUGGGGUCCAACCGAAGAUUCUGUCUCUUAGGGUUGUUCAUAUCCAUAUAUAUAUAUAUAUAUGUAUAACUCUCUUACUCUAGAAAAUUUCUUCGGUUUUAAGCAUAGAAAAAUUUGGCUACUAUUUCGGAUGAGUGUCUUCUUGUCCGAAGUGAUUGAUUUUGUAGUAAAAAAUAUCGGAAUUGUGUUUGUUUUUCAGAGGAUUUGGAAUUGAGCUCACUCUCUUCUCCAUAACCAUCCUCAAUUUUGGCUCAUAGUUCACUGGCUUGAAUUUUGCUGUCGAGUUCGAGUUUGGAAUUACUUCACUUCUAGAUUGAGUUUCCAGGUUCCCUAAUUGGUGAUUAGUGAUUACUUUCCUUGUGAGUGGCAAAUGACCCAUUCACUAUGAGUGGGCUUGGUUGGGAUCGAUUUCGAUGGGCACUCCAGAUAAGAAAUUGUCUGAGUUAGUUGACAUAGUGAGGUCCUGGAUCCCUCGGAAGUCUGAGCCGGCGAAUGUGUCCAGGGAUUUUUGGAUGCCCGAUCAGAGUUGCCGGGUAUGCUACGAGUGUGAUUCACAGUUCACUGUAUUUAAUCGUAGACAUCACUGUCGACUUUGUGGCCGAGUUUUCUGUGCCAAGUGUACAGCAAACUCUAUUCCUGCCCUCUCCAAUGAGCCCAGGAGUCCCAGGACUGGCCGGGAAGAUGGUGAGAGAAUCAGGGUCUGUAGUUAUUGCUACAAACAAUGGGAGCAGGGGAUAUCAGUGGGUGAUAAUGGGACUGGUGCACCCAGCCCUGGCCUUAGUCCAUCACCAUCUGCAGUGAGCUUGGCCAGCACCAAGUCCAGUUGCACCGGCCAAAGUAGCGGUAGCACUGCUGGUUCAACACCUUAUUCAACUGGUCCUUACCAACAUGUACCAUGUGGUUCCAGCCUUAGCCCUCGUCAAUCUUCACAAAUGGAUUCAGUGACGGAGCAGGAAAAGAAUGAAGCAUCUCAGAGGAGCACAAAUCUUAACACAGUUAUGGAAGAUUCAUUGCCCAAGCAAUACAGCUUUUGCAGUAACAGGAGUGAUGAGGAAGAUGAAUACGGCGCUUAUCAUUCAGAUUCAGAAACAAGACAUUUCUCUUCUGUUGAUGGCUACUAUACUGCUGUUGGUAUUGAUGACAUUGACCAGGUUUAUGGUUCACAUGACUUGCAUUCAGACGAAGAAAAUGUUGAUGUUACAACUCUGGCCUACUCACCUUUCCCUGAGCAUUAUAAUGCAGAAGGUGUUGCAGAAACAAGAGUGGGGGAGGAAGCUGAUCAACACAAAAAGAGUGAAGAACAUGAAUCUCCUUCAUAUGACGAGGAGAAGAAAAAUGCUGAGCCUGUAGACUUUGAGAACAAUGGGCUGCUUUGGCUCCCUCCAGAGCCUGAGGAUGAAGAAGAUGACAGAGAAGCUGUCUUAUUUGAUGAUGAUGAUGAGGAGGAAGAGGGUGGUGUUACAGGAGAGUGGGGAUACUUGCGCUCUUCAAACAGUUUUGGUGGUGGCGAGUAUCGAAGUAGGGAGAAGUCAGGUGAGGAGCACAGAAAUGCCAUGAAGAAUGUGGUAGAGGGGCAUUUUAAAGCUUUGGUAGCUCAGCUUUUGCAGGUUGAAAACCUGCCUGUAGGUGAUGACGAUGACAAAGAAGGCUGGUUGGAGAUAAUUACAUCAUUGUCAUGGGAAGCUGCCACCCUUCUCAAGCCAGAUAUGAGCAAAGGUGGAGGAAUGGAUCCUGGAGGAUAUGUGAAGGUUAAAUGCAUAGCUUGCGGAUGUCGCAGUGAGAGUAUGGUGGUUAAAGGAGUUGUUUGUAAGAAAAAUGUGGCUCAUCGGCGAAUGACAACUAGGAUAGAGAAACCACGUUUUCUUAUACUCGGAGGAGCUUUGGAAUAUCAACGUGUUUCUAACCUCUUGUCCAGUUUUGAUACUUUGUUGCAGCAGGAAAUGGACCACUUGAAGAUGGCAGUUGCUAAGAUUGAUGCUCAUCAUCCUGAUGUUCUUUUGGUAGAGAAGUCAGUAUCACGUUAUGCUCAAGACUAUCUCCUUGCCAAAAAUAUAUCACUUGUUCUGAAUAUCAAGAGGCCACUUUUAGAGCGUAUAGCCCGAUGCACAGGGGCACAAAUAGUCUCUUCCAUUGAUCAUCUCACAUCACCAAAACUGGGUUAUUGUGAUGUGUUCCACGUAGACAAACUACUUGAAGCCCACGGGAGUGCCGGCCAAGGUGGGAGGAAGCUAACGAAGACUUUAAUGUUCUUUGAAGGAUGCCCUAAACCACUGGGCUGUACGAUUCUACUUAAAGGUGCCAGUGGCGAUGAGUUAAAGAAGGUGAAACACGUUGUUCAAUAUGGAGUUUUUGCAGCUUAUCACUUGGCACUUGAGACAUCUUUUCUGGCUGAUGAAGGUGCUUCACUUCCGGAGUUCCCUCUGAGAUCUCCAAUUACUGUUGCAUUACCUGAUAAACCAUCAGGUAUUGAUAGGUCCAUUUCUACAGUAGCCGGUUUUAGAGCUCCAACAACUAGAAAAUUUUUGGGUCCUGAAGCAGUAAAUGAGAUAGAGAAAUUAAAAGAAGGCGUCCUUGUAGAUGGGAAUUUAUCUACCAACCAUGACCCAGUUUUGAAACUGGAAGCAGAUAAUUCCUCUUGCUUUGUAGCUCCUCCGUAUUCCCCAUACUCUGUAGUAUCUCCUACAUCAUUGCCUCCUUUGGGACAUGAUAGUUCGACUUGGUCUCAUGAUAAACUUUUUUCAAUUGAGAUCUCUAAGGAUGCUAAUAGUUUGGGUCCUGAAUUACAGGCCAAAACAACCAUCUACGAGAAAUCUUUAGGGGAUUCUAGUUUGGUUUCUAAUUAUGUUGGUGAUUCUGAAUCAUUUGAAGAAGUUAAUGGCACCAAGCAUGCAGAUGAAAACACAUCAAUUGCAAAUCACCAAGGUACUCUUGAGGAGGCAUCCAUACACCAAUUUGGUAUUGAUAUAAAUGAGGUAGGAUCUUCGAAGGAAGACUUUCCCCCGUCACCUUCAGACCAUCAAAGCAUUUUGGUAUCCUUAUCAACACGUUGUGUGUGGAAUGGAUCUGUGUGUGAACGAGCCCAUCUUUUUCGAAUUAAAUACUAUGGUAACUUUGAUAAACCAUUGGGGCGUUUUUUACGUGACCACUUGUUUGAUCAGUGUCGCUCAUGUGGUAUGCCAUCAGAAGCACAUGUUUAUUGUUAUACUCAUAGACAAGGGAGCCUUACGAUAUCUGUUAAGAAAUUCCCGGAAUUCCUCCUACCUGGGGAAAAGGAAGGUAAAAUCUGGAUGUGGCACCGAUGCUUGAGGUGUCCUCGAAUCAAUGGAUUUCCUCCAGCUACCCGCAGAGUAUUAAUGUCAGACGCUGCAUGGGGUUUAUCUUUUGGAAAAUUUCUGGAGCUGAGCUUUUCAAAUCAUGCAGCAGCCAGCAGAGUUGCUAGCUGUGGCCAUUCCCUUCACAGAGAUUGUCUCCGAUUUUAUGGUUUUGGGACAAUGGUUGCUUGCUUUCGGUAUGCAUCAAUCGAUGUUCUUUCCGUUUUUCUUCCACCCCCAAAACUUGAGUUUUACUAUGCUGAUCAGGAGUGGAUUCAAAAAGAAGCAAAUGAGGUGCGGAAGCAGGUAGACCUCCUAUUUAAUGAAGUGCAGAAUGCUUUUCAUCAGGUUUUACAGAAGAUCUCAGCCAUGGGAGUACAGGAUGCCAGCAUGAGAGAAUCAAAACAGCAAAUUCCUGAACUGGGUGAAAUGCUACGAAAGGAUAAAGAACAAUUUCAGGAAUUACUAGAUAAGGCAUUGUACAAUGAAGUAAAAGCUGGCAAACCUGCAAUUGAUAUACUAGAAAUCAAUAAAUUGCGGAGACAGAUACUCCUCAAUUCUCAUGCUUGGGAUCAACGUUUGACAAAUGCAGCCAAUUUGAGUAAAAAUAGUCUUCAGCUAGGUUCCAUUCCAAAACUCAAGGAGAAUUCUUUCAGUUCAUUGGCGAAGGUUACUGAGACGAAUGUAACUGCAAAGUCAGUCAAAGACUUUAGUACCUGUGAUUCCUCUCUUUUGGAAACAAAGUAUGAUGUAAAGCUUAAUGAUCAAGGGAGUUCUGUACCAAUUUGUGAGCAGGGUGCUGGUGCCCAGAACAGUAAUGAAAUUGUAUUGGCCCAAAGUUAUAGAAGUGAGGAGGAGGCUUGUCUUUCUUCUUGUGCAGAUACCAAUGAUCACUCUGAAUUGGAAACUGGAAAGCAAGUUAGGAGGACCCAUUCGGCUGGUGAAAAUCCAGUUGUGGCAGAUCUAUCUGAUACUCUUGAUGCUGCAUGGACUGGUGAAUAUCCAACUAGUGUAGCGCCAAAAGACGAUACCUCUUCUUCUCCUUCUGAUUCAACUUUGGUAAAAACAGUGUCGGAAAAUCCAAAACUAGAAAAUUCCACAUUUGACCAAGGUAAGGUUGAGGCAAUUCGUUCUGUUAGUUCUGCUGUAUCUUUGAAAGGGCUUGAAAAUGUAGAGCACUCCACAAGCAAGAAUUUAUCAUCGGGUUCUCAAAAGCAUAGCAGUGGUGAAUACCAUCCUGUCCACAUUUCACUGGUUCGAGAAUUGGAACAGCAAAGUGGUGCAAGGUUUCUUCUGACUGUUGGUGUUGGAGGAAUUGUUCUCCCUGUUUAUGAUGAUGAACCCACUAGUAUUGUAGCGCACACACUUAUUUCAUCAGAGUAUAUUUCCAAGAUGUCUGAAUCUGAGAAGCUUAAAGAUGUUGGAGAUAAUUCAGUCUCUGUACCACUUUUUGAUUCACUUAACCUGUUAUCACUUAACUCUUUUGAUGAGUCGAUUGGUGAGAGCUACAGAAGUUUUGGUUCUAGUGAUGAAAGCAUCUUAUCCACAUCUGGGUCACGUAGCUCUCAGGUUGUGGACCCAAUGCUUUAUUCAAAGGACUUGCAUAUUAGAAUCUCUUUUACAGAUCAUGGCUCCCUUGGGACAGUGAAGUAUACAGUUACUUGUUACUAUGCAAAACGCUUUGAGGCGUUAAGGAGGAUAUGUUGCCCUUCUGAAAUUGACUUUGUGCGUUCUCUUAGUCGCUGUAAGAAGUGGGGUGCCCAAGGUGGCAAAAGCAAUGUUUUCUUUGCAAAGACAUUGGAUGAUCGAUUUAUUAUAAAGCAGGUUACAAAGACUGAGCUCGAUUCUUUUCUCAAGUUUGGACCAGCAUAUUUCAAGUAUUUGUCGGAGUCAAUUAACACUGGAAGUCCAACUUGUUUGGCAAAGAUUCUUGGCAUAUAUCAGGUUUCAUCAAAGCAUGUCAAAGGAGGGAAAGAAUCUAAGAUGGAUGUUUUGGUAAUGGAAAAUCUUUUAUUUAGACGCAAUGUUACAAGACUAUAUGACCUUAAAGGGUCUUCGAGGUCGCGCUAUAAUGCAGACACAAGUGGGAGCAAUAAAGUGCUGUUGGAUCAGAAUCUAAUUGAAGCAAUGCCAACUUCGCCUAUUUUUGUGGGGAAUAAGGCUAAGCGACUGCUAGAGAGAGCAGUCUGGAAUGACACUUCAUUCCUCGCAUCAAUUGAUGUAAUGGACUACUCGUUAUUAGUUGGCGUGGAUGAGGAAAAGCAUGAGCUGGUUCUGGGGAUCAUUGAUUUUAUGAGGCAAUAUACAUGGGACAAGCACCUUGAAACUUGGGUGAAAACCUCAGGAUUCCUUGGUGGACCUAGGAACACAUCUCCUACUGUGAUUUCACCUCAGCAGUACAAGAAGCGAUUCAGGAAAGCUAUGACAACUUAUUUUCUCAUGGUGCCAGAUCAGUGGUCCCCCCCAACAAUUAUUCCAAGUGAAUCUCAGUCUGAUCUUCGUGAUGAAAAUGCACAAGGACCUUAGAUUGAUAAAAGGAGUUCUUUUGCCUGUACAUGGUGUAAGUUGUAACUUAUUUUCCUUCUACUUGAAUGAGUUUUCUUUAUUUUUUUACCUUAAUUAAAAAUCAAUUUCCUUAUCAGUUUUCAUUUUUUUACCAUGUAGUUUUCUUGUGUCACAUUUGUAAAUCAAUAUACCUUUUUCCCCGUCAUAGAAAGGCAGGAACUACAAAGAAAUUAUAAGUAGAAAACAGUGCUGGAUGGCAUCUAUCCUGAGUAAAUGCACCAUUUAAAUUUUGGUUUGAGGAAUAGUUUUUUUCUUCCCUGUCUUGUUACUCCUGUACUUUCUCAUUAGUAACUUUUUAAUGUGCUAUGGCUGGUUUCUUGUGCA
Molecule: messenger RNA, 6358 nt
Organism: Cannabis sativa
Lineage: Eukaryota; Viridiplantae; Streptophyta; Magnoliopsida; Rosales; Cannabaceae
Product: 1-phosphatidylinositol-3-phosphate 5-kinase FAB1A
Exons: 12
Coding region: 572-5995 (1807 amino acids)
Biological process (GO): phosphatidylinositol phosphate biosynthetic process
Cellular component (GO): endosome membrane
Molecular function (GO): 1-phosphatidylinositol-3-phosphate 5-kinase activity; ATP binding; metal ion binding
Source: RefSeq, a predicted model, not a curated record